Amoebophrya sp. A120 is the source of this 2494-nucleotide messenger RNA. Lineage: Eukaryota; Dinophyceae; Syndiniales; Amoebophryaceae. The record is from the annotation of a GenBank genome assembly.
GUUUUUGCAGCUUCUUUGGGUGUAAUGUGAGUAAGCAGAUGUUCGGUGCAUUGCACAGUAUUUCAGAUGAAAGAUCGUAAUAGUCCUAGUCGUCAUCCUCGUUUUCUAUAUGUCACAGUCACCCUCAGUCUCGGCAUUGAUUCUACUGUAGGGGACGUACCGGGAAUCGAAAGCUCGAUAUCGGGUACAUGAAGUCGACUAUCGUGGGAAUUUUUUACGGAAAUUCUAACUUCGCUACGUUCGUAGAAGAAAGGCAGGGAGCAUGUUUCAGACAAGGAUCUUGACCAUGGCUACAACUUGCAGGGCCUCCACAUGAUCACUCUAGUUGUAUGACAACGAACGACGUGCUGCACGUGUCAGCUAGAAACAAAAGAGAAGUUGGCGCGAACUUGCUUCUUGCGGAGGCGAGCAAUCUCGCUGUAGCGUACUCGUUUUGUGCUGAUGCAGCAAUAGUAAUACAUAGAUCCAUCUGCUCUGCGUUUUUUUGGAAGAAGUUGAAUUCGCAGUAGAAAUAAAUAAUAUUAAGUGCUGAUUACAUAAACGACGCACUCUCACUCACGACGGACCAUGAUAAAAAGUAAAUCGACACCGGCGUUUGACGCCACAACAGCAGGGUUUUCUGAAAGCUCGAGCUACCGCCCGGGAGAGACAUUCCGGAGAACUGGCAGUAGUGUGUUUUCCAAGAGCUACGGUAUCAUGUUGAUGUUAUGGAUCAACUUUAUUGAAAUUGAUAUUUUCGUUUGUUCCCAUCCCACUGGCUACUUUAAUGUUUUUUCAACGAUUUUCGAAACUGCGUCCUAGGGAAGCAGGCGAUCGGGACAGUUGAUAAUGAUUCGAAUUACGUAUAUCGAAAUAACAACUACAACAUUCAGACCCGGCGGACCUGUCUGAUUGGAACAAAUCGGUUAUAACAACUUUCCCGAGCAGCCUGCAACUAUACGAGACGUAUCACAAUCGAUACGGCUGGGUAUCAAAGCUGAAAGAGUUGGCGUUCCUGUCUGAUCUCUUCCGCGCCAUCGACACCGACCGUAGCGGAGCGAUUAACAAGCAGGAAUUCGGUAUCUUUGCUUUGCCUUUCGAUAUGCAUCCAGUGCUGCAGCUUUUCAUGCAUUGAACAGUUUAUUCAUGUUUGAUGUUUUCAAAACGAAUACAGGAAAUCUCUCAUUCAUAACACAGAUAUUUCUAUGGCGCACCCAGAAACAAAGAAGAUAUUUGCGAUUCGGUUCGGAUUCCAACCACACCAACGAGACAAAGUUUUCCAAGUGCUGGCAGAUGGGGAUGGUACGGAAAAUUUGCAACGCUAGAACGGUAGUUUAGUAAGUCAUGUUUUCGUCAUCGUGCCUGGACAUGGAGUUCCGCGCCCGUAGUAAGUAAGCUUUGUAUAGAAUAUUGACCGGCGUCCAGGGUGCAGCACGCAGUACGAUGAGGUUGAAAGUUUUUAGAUUUCUUUCCAUCAUAAAUAUACAAGGUGAGAUCCAGUAUCGUAGAUGGAUGUCGUAUUUGUUUUCCUUGAUGGCCACCGACGAUCGAGGGGUCAGGGAAUUCAGUGCCAGCAAUCGGGCCGCGCACCACGCAGCUGAGGAGACGUUUGAAAGUACUUUGGAGCACACUUUUGAUUCUUGGAACAAAUGUGAUCCUAAUCGUUUUUUAUGAUGAGAUAUCAAUAAAGACCCGAUUUCUCUUUACUUUUUACAUUUUUCUCAUUCUAAUACAACUCCAGAGUUCCGACCGCUGCCGUUGCCAACGAGGGGAGGAAAGAUACGUCAACCGAGCUUCACGAAUGGUCCUGCGUGGCUGAUGAAGCUCCACCCAACGCGGACUAUAAUUGGAUCGUAAGUGGGAGGGAGCGUAGUUGGUAGGAUCUUGAGUUUUAUUUGGCAGCCGUAAGAUGUUCUUCUUCUAGCGUGAAGCUACUUCUGCACACAGGAUAAUUAAAGAUGUGGGUUCUUUAUGCAUGGCUUGGUCCGAAGACGAAGUAAAUUGCUGCGAGUACCUCGCCAUCGUUUUUGUUGAAAUUUCAAACGGGCUAAACAUUAUUGCUAUUUCAGCCAGGCAAUCUCCAAAACAAAGUCUAUGCACGUAAUACCAGACUUCUUUCGUAUUUUUCAGAUUGCGGACGGAUUUUACGUAUAGUUCUACAUCCCCACUACAGAAAAUUAGUUGCUUGACUGGUAUUUGCCGAUCCUUGUAAUUGUAUUUUUGUUCGUUGAAGAAAAUCACAUAUCUUGACUUCCAGAAGGUGUGCCCUUCCUUGUACAUUACUCUGUUUUGCUAAAUUAUGAACAACGAAAAGUACGUGUUACCCUCGCUUUUCGAUGUAUCCACACAGCUCCGCCCCGAUACAUUUUCUCGUCGCAUCUGUCACUGUAUAGUGUUUGCGUUUGCACCGACAUGAGAAGCGAUCAGUCGCUGAUGAUGAUAUCAAUCAAUUUCACCAAACCUCGCAGGAAACGAGCACCGAGCGGAAGUGCGUUCUCCUGUAGUUGAGCAUUCC